AUGCCGACGGUGCUAGCGCCUCCGCCACCGUCCCUCCCCGUGCGCGCCUCCUUGCCCCGGCGCGCGCAGAGCAAGAAGCAGCAGCAGCAGAAGCAGCAGAAGCAAGCAUGGGGGGACUUCAGCCACUUCGCUCAGGUGGUUGGCAAGGACGUGGAAUUCAUCAAGAGAGGAAUCGACAACGGCGUUGCCUGGGUCAACCAUACCUUCCGCAUUCCCCAGGUCGCGAAGAAAAUCGACGACGUCGUUUGGCUCCGCCAUCUCGAAGACCCUCACUGUCCUCCCUUUCCCUCUCCUUCUUGGCCUCAACCUUGGUACCCAGGACUAACUGGAGUGGAUUUGCUCAUGUCUGAUCUCAAGGCUUUGGAAGCAUAUGCUUCUUACUUCUUUUAUAUGUCUAAGGUUUGGUCCAAGCCACUUCCAGAAGCUUAUGAUCCUCAGGAUGUUGCUCAGUAUUUCAGUGUUAGGCCACAUGUGGUGACCUUUCGUGUUCUUGAGGUACUUUUCUCCUUUGCCGCUGCUAUGGUCAGUAUUCGAACUUCAGGGUUUAAAAAGUUUCUACGGCUUGUUCCUGAAGAGGAUGUGGAUGAUACAUCAUCUCAGUACAAUUUUGGGAUGGUGUUGAAGGAAACAUUACUUAAUCUUGGCCCAACCUUUAUAAAAGUUGGUCAGUCCCUUUCCACAAGGCCAGAUAUCAUUGGUGUUGAGAUGUCCAAGGCAUUGUCAGAAUUGCAUGAUCAAAUCCCUCCUUUUCCGAGGAAUGUUGCUAUGAAGAUUAUGGAGGAAGAAUUUGGUUGUCCUCUGGAAACAUUCUUUAGUUACAUUUCCGAGGAGCCUAUAGCUGCUGCAUCAUUUGGUCAGGUUUACUUUGCCCGUACUACCGAUGGCAAUAAUGUUGCUGUAAAAGUUCAGCGUCCUCAUUUGCAUCAUGUGGUGGUGCGGGAUAUCUACAUCCUUCGCCUUGGGUUGGGGCUGCUGCAAAAGAUUGCCAAGAGAAAGAGUGACCCUCGCCUCUAUGCUGAUGAACUAGGGAAAGGUUUUGUUGGUGAAUUGGAUUACAAAUUAGAGGCUGCAAAUGCUUCAAAAUUUCAGGAAGUUCACUCUUCCUUUACUUUCAUGCAUGUGCCAAAAGUAUAUCAACAUUUAACUCGAAAAAGAGUUCUGACCAUGGAGUGGAUGGUUGGUGAAAGUCCAACAGUUUUGCUCUCUCUGACUGCUGGAUCUGUUGGAAAUGUCUCUGAAUAUUCAGAAAAACAGAAAUUAGAUGCAAAAAGGCGUCUUCUUGAUCUGCUCAACAAAGGUGUUGAGGCAACACUGGUGCAACUUCUUGAAACAGGCUUAUUACAUGCCGAUCCACAUCCCGGUAACUUGCGUUAUACUUCAUCAGGACAAAUAGGGUUUCUGGAUUUCGGUUUGCUCUGUCAAAUGGAAAAGAGGCAUCAGUUUGCUAUGCUGGCUUCAAUAAUUCAUAUAGUAAAUGGUGACUGGGCAUCCCUUGUCCGAGCUCUGAUUGAUAUGGAUGUUGUAAGGCCUGGGACAAAUAUCCGACUUGUUACCCUGGAACUGGAGCAAGCCUUGGGAGAAGUAGAGUUUAAAGAAGGAAUUCCUGAUGUGAAGUUCAGCAGGGUUCUGGGAAAGAUUUGGACUGUAGCACUCAAAUAUCAUUUCCGUAUGCCUCCAUAUUAUACACUUGUCUUGCGGUCACUGGCUUCCUUUGAAGGUUUGGCUAUAGCUGCAGAUGCAAAUUUCAAGACUUUUGAAGCUGCAUAUCCUUAUGUUGUUCGAAAACUUCUCACAGAGAACUCUUCUGCAACAAGGAAUAUACUGCACUCGGUGCUUCUAAACCGAAGGAAGGAGUUCCAGUGGCAAAGGCUUUCCCUGUUCUUGAGGGUUGGGGCAACUAGGAAAGCCUUGCGACUAGUAGCAUCAAAUAGUGAGACUUCCGUUGAUCACUUAUCAAAUAAGGUCACUGAUACAAUUGACGUUGCGUAUUUGGUUUUGAGGAUUUUACCAUCCAAAGAUGGAGUUGCUAUCAGAAGACUUCUGAUGACUGCUGAUGGAGCUUCACUAAUCAAAACAGUGGUCUCAAAGGAGGGAAAGUCUUUUCGCCAACAACUCUGCAAGAUCAUAGUUGACAUAGUUUACCAAUGGAUGAUUAAAUUAUUUGGGCAAGGAAUUACAGUUACUCAGUAUUCCCGGGUAAUAUUGGCUAAUGGACCUAGCAACAAAGAAUCAGGUCUAUUCCCUAGAUCAUCUUUGCCUACAGAUGAUUACAAUAUCAUCUUUAGAGACAGGCGACUUCGGGUGAUAUUCUCUAAGCUUCUAAAAUCUGCAAGUAGGGAUAAAAUAUUGAUGCUGCGUUUUUUCUGGGCUUCCCUUCUUAUAAUGGUAACAGCUUCAACUUUGGCUUGCCACCGGCUUGUGGUGUCUCUGUCUGAAGCUUAUUUGGGCAAAAUAUUUGAUGCUCCUAAAAGAUACGCAGUCAAUUCAAAUCCAGUAUUUGACCUCCAUGAGAACGCCUCCGCUGUCGCAGUCGCGGGGUUCACGCGCCUCAUUGCUCUUCACAUUGUCCUUCACCUCUUCCCUUCCGCCAUCACCUACCUCGCCCUCAUUCCAGCAAGAUUUCCCUCUUUCGCAUUGCACUGCACUUGGACUCUCCAUUCUUCUGUUAGGAGAUCAAUGGAUUCCCAGUUAAAUCUUGAUCAAGAGUUUCCUUUCAUCAAGAUAAAAGUGAAGGCAACAUCAUAUCUUCCCACUGUUUGUAUUUGGUACAUAUAUGAGCUGGAUUUACCACAGAUUCUGGCAGAGAAAACCAGAAACGAAACUGAAAGACCGGUUAUAGACCCUAUUGCAUCAAUAUUUCAUCGAAUUUGCUGUUGUGGAAGAUCAGAUGCUUCUAAUGAUGCUCGAGGUUACACUCUCGGUGACGAACCUUUGCCAGGUUGUGACCCCAUUGAGGCAUUUAGGAGACGGCAAUUUCAUAUCACUUUGCUCUUUUCUUCCAGAGGAAGAGGUGCACUGGAAGAGAGACUGGCUGCAGAGAGGUUGGCUGGUGCACGAAGUGCAGGGGAGGUACUAACAGAUGCUACAGAAAAUGUGUAA
Molecule: messenger RNA, 3099 nt
Organism: Sphenostylis stenocarpa
Lineage: Eukaryota; Viridiplantae; Streptophyta; Magnoliopsida; Fabales; Fabaceae
Source: the annotation of a GenBank genome assembly